UGAGAUUUGGACAGCGCCUCUGUCAAACCUCGUCAAGGUCAUGAUCGUGCUGUCGUCUCAUGAGCUGGGCUAAGAAAUACAUGUUUUGGAUCUUCAAGGGGUCCAAAAAGUCCAUUGUUGAUCAACUAGAGGACAUUGAUGAUGAAAUUUUGGAACUGGAAAGUGAUCGGUCUAACAGUAUAGACUCAGAAAAACAAUUCGUUUUCCGACUGAUUUUCUACUCAUUCAUAUUCUUUGGCUUAAGUUUCAUAACAGUUUAUUACUACUACUGGCCAAGUACAGUAACUGGAAAAGUGGUGAUAUGUAUGAUAUUUGCUGUAUAUCCUUUUUGUGUAUAUUUCCUGAAGUAUAUCUUUCGGAUUAUGUUCACUAGACGCGUAAAUAAGACGAAUGAAAAACUAAAAAAGCUCCGGGCUGAUAAACAAAAAUUGUUAGAAGAGGUGAUGGAAAAGGAGACGUUCAACAAGGCCCAACAGAUCCUCAAACGUUUUGAUCCAUUAACAUUUGCUUCUAUAGCUGUUGAGCAGGAAAAGAAGACCCCCAAACCGGUUUUUGGAUCGAUGAUUAACCUCGUUACUCCUCAUUCCGAAGUACGCCGUAGGAAUAAUUCGGGGGAUAAACAUUUAACUCCAGGAUUCUUAGGUUCAAGUUUAACUGCACAGUCGAGUACCCCUAUGGUCGGGAGUAAUCAAACACUGUAUUCUAAAAAACCGCGGUUAUUAAGACCGCUUUUACCUAGAGAACGUUCAAUUAUUGAUAAAGUUUUAGAUGCAUUAGUUGGUGAUGGUCCCGAUAAACGAUUUGCACUAAUUUGUAAUGAAUGUUCAUCACACAAUGGAAUGGCAUUACAGGAAGAAUUUGAAUAUUUAGCAUUUCGUUGUUGUUAUUGUAAUCAUUUUAAUCCAGCACGUAGUACACGAUUGAAGACAGGAUUAUCAACAGAAAAUAUAGAGAAUACAAAUGAUUUGUUAAAUAAUUCAAAAACAACACCUUGUUUACUAUCAACUAAAUCAAAUCUUAAAAGAAUGAAUGAAGAAAUUCAAAAAAGUUCAACAACUAAUUUAUAUAGUCAUGAUAGUGAUAAUGAUAGUGUUCUUGGUAAUAAUGAGACUGUAGUUUGUGAUUCUCCUGAAAUCUCAACUAAUACAUUUAAUGAACAAUUGAAUUUAAAAGAUAGCGCUGAUGUGGAUAAGUUUAGAGAGUCCAUGGAAUAAACCAUCGGGUUCAGGAAGAGAGAUCUAUGCAUCAUACAUGACUGCAAUGCGUCUUUUUCUUCUUAUAUGUAACCAUAGUUCUUUAUUUGAAGAGAAAAACUAUAUUCCAGUUUAUCUUGAUUUCCAGUUCAUAACUCAUUUAAUUGCUUGUUAGGCCUGUUCAUGUUUUACUUAAUCGAGUAUGUAUAUACAUACACUGUGUAUCUCUUUAUGUUUACCUGUUUAUUGACUGUAAUCUGGAGAGUUUCCUGUUUCCUUCCUGUUCUCCACCUUUUUUUAAAAAAAAACAUAUACCUCCCUGUGUAUUAUCUUUGUAUUUUUAUAUGAAUUGUGAAGAUACCAAUUGAACUUCGAGUAGCUGUAUAUCUUUUUUGUUUGCUUGUUAGUGCUGUAUAUGUAUGUAGACAGAUUACUUGCUCUUUUUUUCAACCAAUCUUUCUCAUAUCAAUAUAUGUUAACUAAAUGUUUUCAAAGUAUUGCACUAAAUGCAAUUUGUAAUAAUAAUAUAUGGUUACAUAUACA
Schistosoma curassoni is the source of this 1736-nucleotide messenger RNA. The record is from the annotation of a GenBank genome assembly. NCBI's taxonomy places the organism in Eukaryota, Metazoa, Platyhelminthes, Trematoda, Strigeidida, Schistosomatidae.